This is a messenger RNA of Mangifera indica (mango), 1952 nucleotides long. RefSeq names its product probable metal-nicotianamine transporter YSL8. Gene Ontology annotation, molecular function: oligopeptide transmembrane transporter activity. The record is from RefSeq and is a predicted model, not a curated record. Gene Ontology annotation, cellular component: membrane. NCBI's taxonomy places the organism in Eukaryota, Viridiplantae, Streptophyta, Magnoliopsida, Sapindales, Anacardiaceae.
CCAAGACUCCUAACGUGAUAAAAGGUGCCAAUAAUCUCUAUCUUGCUUUCCUACUGACUCCGAGUCCAAGUGUCCAACUAACUUCUCUAUUCCCUAUAAAAUCGUCAUCUUGAAUCUUCAAAGAUUCGUAUUUUUACAUCUUCAUUGAUUCCCAUCUCCAAUAUGCAUAUUUAUUUCUUUUUCUCAUCUGGAAAACCAUUACAAAAAUGCAUAUUAAUCAACAACAUAAGAUGAGGGACGAACAAGAAGAGUUGAGGACAUUGUCAACUCAGAAGAUGAUUAUGAACAUGCCAAGAAGGAGAAAGAAGAAGGGUCUUCAGUGGAGAAGGUUUUUGAGAACAAAGCCGGUUCCUUAAUGGAAGAGACAGUUGACAAUGAGAGCCUUUGUUGAGAGCUUCGUGUUGAGUAUGCUUUUCAGCUUCAUAGCAAUGAAGUUGAAUCUCACUACUGGUUUUGUUCUUUCUCUCAAUGUCUCUGCUCGCCUUCUGGGGUUCUUCUUUGUCAAAACUGGGACUAAAUUUCUUGAAAAAUUCAGCUUUUUAAAGCAACCCUUUACCGGGCAAGAGAACACAGUCAUUCAAACCUGUGCUGUGGCCUCUUCAAGCAUAGCCGUCAGUGGUAAUGUUAAUUUUCAGCCUCUUUCUUUCUACUUUACUUAAAGUUUCAAUUUUUACAUGGUUGUUUAAAUAAUUUAUGGCUAGUUUGAUUUUACUGGAAGAUUUGGUUGCAAAAGACUUAAUUGUGUAUAAGUUAAUUCCAAAUUAUGCCAGUUAUUCCAAGUCAAUUUCUGGGGUUCAAAGCUUAUAGAUUAGGUGGACUACCAGUUUGAAUGUGGGCUUUAAAUAGUCUAAGACGGCAACUAUUGGAGCCACUCCACCAAAUUUUAUAGUGGAGCUAGGGGUGGAUCCGAUCCAAGCUGGUUUGGUUCGAAAUUGAUUCACGAAUUGGUCUAUUGCAUCCACCUAUGAAAAGCUUGCCAUCUUUACAAUUGGGGCUUGGGCAGAUUCUGAGCAUUUUGGUGUUCUUGCUAGCUUAGCAGCCGGUGGGAGUCAUGAUGAACAUUGUUUCAACUGCCUCUGAUCUUUCACAAGAUUUCAAAACUGGUUACUUGACUAUAGCAUCUCCAAGGGCCAUAUUUGUGAGCCAAAUUAUAGGCACUGCAAUCAUUUGCCCUUGUGUCUUAUGGCUUUUCUACACAUUUGAUGACCUUGGCCUUCCUGGAAGUGAAUAUGCUGCUCCCUUUGCUAUCGUCAACCGGAACAUGGCUAAAUUGAGCAUCGAAGGGUUCUCAGCGCUGCCAAAAGAUUGCCUUUUGCUUUGUUGUGUUUUCUUUGGAGCAGCCGUAGUGAUAAACCUGAUAAGGGAUCCGCACGUCAUUGCGUCGUACAUUCCUGUUCCAAUGGCUAUGGCUAUACCCUUUUACUUGGGACCAUACUUCAGCAUUGAGUGUGUUGGAAGCUUGAUUUUAUUCAUAUGGUCGAAGAUCGACAAUGUGAAAUUGGAUAAUUUUGGUCCAGCAAUGGCUUCCGGUUUGAUGGGUGGGGACGGGAUAUGGCCUUUGCCAAGUUCACUUCUUGCUCUAGAAGGCAUAAAGCCACCUAUUUGCAUGAAGUUCUUGUCAAGGAAAACUAAUUCCAGGGUUGAUAAGCUCUAAGGGUUGUCUUAAAAGUUCAGCUUUUGUUGUACUGUCAUGAAUGUCAAUGGCUGUGCUUGUUGGAGCAUCGUGGAUUUGAAUAAUUUGUUAGUACCUGUAUUUUCGAUUAAGUCUAUUUCUAUUUUGAAAGAUGUAAUGUAACAGAUAUGAAAAGAAUUGUUACAGCUGCCUUGAGUGGCAAUGACGGGAUUUCAUACACAGAGUGCGUGUAAGUUCAAAUCUCUCCCGGUGGCAUCUCAAGCGAGGUUUCUUGUUUAAAAAAAAUUGUUAUAGCUUGUAUGCAAUAUCCUUUUGAAAA